Fusarium fujikuroi IMI 58289 is the source of this 663-nucleotide messenger RNA. RefSeq names its product probable putative methyltransferase. Gene Ontology annotation, cellular component: cytoplasm. Gene Ontology annotation, molecular function: N-terminal protein N-methyltransferase activity. The record is from RefSeq and is a predicted model, not a curated record. Gene Ontology annotation, biological process: N-terminal protein amino acid methylation. The coding region runs from base 1 to 663 and encodes 220 amino acids. NCBI's taxonomy places the organism in Eukaryota, Fungi, Ascomycota, Sordariomycetes, Hypocreales, Nectriaceae. The transcript is spliced from 3 exons.
AUGGUACAACAUCCACUGCCCGAUUCAUUGAUAUCAAUGGAUGAGGCGAUGAACUACUGGCAGAACGUCUCCGCUAGCGUCGACGGCAUGCUGGGCGGUUUUCCCUCCGUGUCGAGGAUCGACUUACAGGGCUCGCGGUCGUUCCUAGCUAAGCUGGGGAUUGGCAAGCCCCGGGUUCCGAGAGCGCUAGAAGGCGGAGCUGGAAUUGGUAGAAUCACUAAAGGCUUGCUCCUCGAUGUCGCUGAGACGGUGGAUAUCAUUGAACCCGUUGCUAAGUUCACCGCUGCUUUGGUAGAUACACCCGGUGUAGGCCAGAUCCACAACAUUGGCUUGCAGGACUGGCAGCUACAAGACAUCCAGUAUGAUUUGAUCUGGACACAAUGGUGCGCUGGUCAAAUACCUGAUGUUCUGCUCAUCCAAUAUCUCGAGCGUUGCGCUUCUGCUUUAGCACCUCUGGGAAUUAUUGUAGUCAAGGAGAACCUGAGUACUUCUGGAGAAGAUACAUAUGAUAAAGUUGACAGUAGUGUAACGAGAACGGAUGAGGGCUUUAGAGCAAUUUUUGAAAAGGCGGGUUUGGAAAUUAUACAAGCUGAGUUGCAAAAAGGAUUUCCGAAAUCUUUGCUCCCAGUUAAAAUGUAUGCCUUGAAGCCAAAGGGACAAUGA